AUGGCCGCGUCCGCCGUUGCCGUGAGCUCUCUGAGCCUCUCCCGCAGCGCAUCCGUCGGCGUCGCCUCGACACUCGGACACGCAGCGCAAUCAGGAGCGAAGCUGCUCGCGGCGGCGGCGAUCGCGGGCUCUCUCGCGCUUGGCGCCGUGGGGCUGCCGCCGGACGCGGCGCAAGCGGCACUGAACCGCUUCGAGGCGGAGACGCGGGGCGAGUUCGGCAUCGGCUCCGCCGCUCAAUACGGCUCCGCGGACCUGAGGAAGACGGUGCACCGCAACGAGAACUUCCGCCGCGCCAACUUCACGUCGGCGGACAUGCGCGAGGCGGACUUCAGCGGGAGCGUGUUCGCGGGGGGGUACCUCGAGAAGGCCGCCGUUGCUUACCGCACCAACUUCGAGGGAGCGGACUUUACAGAUGCGCUCAUGGAUAGAAUGGUGCUGAACGAGGCUAAUCUGACGGACGCGGUGCUGCUGCGCGUGGUGCUCACUCGCUCCGACCUGGGAGGGGCCAUUGUGGACGGCGCUGACUUCAGUGAUGCCAUUCUCGACCUGCCGCAGAAGCAGAUCUACUUUGCGUCAUUACCCAAUCCCCACCUAUUUAUUAAGCACUCCCCCCCUACCACCUCCCACCUCCUCCUUUCCCUUCAACAGGCCCUAUGCAAGUACGCCAAGGGGGAGAAUCCAGUGACAGGCAUGGACACACGGUUGUUGUGGUGUCUCUGGCCCCUGGAAUCUCCCACAUACGCUGUAUCUAUCACCUUCCCCACUACUCCUCUAUCCCCUUCCCCUCCUUUGGCAGGCCCUAUGCAAGUAUGCUAA
Closterium sp. Naga37s-1 is the source of this 816-nucleotide messenger RNA. Lineage: Eukaryota; Viridiplantae; Streptophyta; Zygnematophyceae; Desmidiales; Closteriaceae. The record is from the annotation of a GenBank genome assembly.